Funneliformis mosseae is the source of this 480-nucleotide messenger RNA. The record is from the annotation of a GenBank genome assembly. Lineage: Eukaryota; Fungi; Glomeromycota; Glomeromycetes; Glomerales; Glomeraceae.
AUGUCGUAUGAAUUUCUACCAUUAACUUCAGAACAAAAUCAAGAAUUACUGGAAAUUAUAAAUCAGCUAAGGCAACUUAAUCAAGUAUCACCCAUUAAUUUUGGAGGAUUGCAGAAAAUUCAGGAUAAGCUAAGCCUAGAAUGUCAAGUAUCAAUCAAUAUUUUUGAAGAAUUUCGAGAAAUUCUAACUCUACAAAGCCAAUAUAAUCAGGCACCACCCAGUUCUUUUGAAGAAUUUCCACAGCCAUACCAGGUAUCAACCUUCUACUCUCUAGAAAUUAGUGGAGGUCGACUGAACGAACCUCAUGUGGAGUCUUUUGUUUCUAGCCAAAUACACUAUACAGCAGCUCUUGUGAACCAUAAUGGUACACUCUUAAACAAUAACAUUCAAGAUCCCGAUGACUGUGUUGGCUUCGAUACUUAUACUAAUCAACAAGACUCAACUAAACCUAUGAAGCAAAAUAAAGCAUCUUUCAUGUAA